Molecule: messenger RNA, 2126 nt
Organism: Solanum pennellii
Lineage: Eukaryota; Viridiplantae; Streptophyta; Magnoliopsida; Solanales; Solanaceae
Product: squamosa promoter-binding-like protein 6
Exons: 4
Coding region: 372-1715 (447 amino acids)
Cellular component (GO): nucleus
Molecular function (GO): DNA binding
Source: RefSeq, a predicted model, not a curated record
CCUUGAGUGGUCUCUUCAUGAGCUACAAAUCACCUCAUAAUUUGUGGUAACCCCACUCUCCCAACCCUCUCUUUUCUACAUCAACAUUAAUAACUAUGAGUUUGGCAGCUUUCUAUUUUGUAUUUUUAGUAAGUGGACCACUUUUUUUCUCACUAACUAUAGCUAUCCUUCCAUACUUGCUUUGCUUCCAAUAAGGAGGCACGUAUUUAACUUGUACACUACUUUCUUUUUCAACAAUCUUGAAAAAGUUGUUGAAUUUUCUUUACAGCUGCAAAAUAUGGUAGUUUAUUUGUGAAUGUUGUUCACGGGUUUUGUGGAUUAUAUGGAUCGGAGUUGAAAAAAAAAUUCAAAUUUGAAAAAUAAAAAUAAAAAUGGAGUCUUGGAGCUAUGUCUCUGGGGGUAAGGGUUUUGUGUCUGAGGAAUCUGUUUCUGUUGAUGAUGGAAUAACCCCAUGCAGCUGGAGUCAACAAGGAGUAAAAGUGGGUUCUCAAAUUAGAGAUGCUUUUGGUGGGGAAGAUGAGUCUAGUUCCAAGCACUCAAGUUCAUCAUUUAUUGAUUUGAAGCUCGGUAGAGGAAGAUUUCUGGAUGUGAAGAAUUUCAGUUUGUCUUCAACUAAGAGAAAUAGAGCUGGUGGUUUGACCUCAUUUUGCCAAGUUCAAGGUUGUGGAAAGGAUUUAACUUCCUGCAAGGACUACCACAAGAGGCAUAAAGUAUGUGAGAUUCACUCAAAGACUGCUAAGGUCAUUGUAAAUGGCAUUGAACAGAGGUUUUGUCAGCAAUGUAGCAGGUUCCAUUUGCUAGCUGAAUUUGAUGAUGGAAAACGCAGCUGCCGCAAACGUCUUGCUGGUCAUAAUGAGCGGAGAAGGAAGCCUCACACUGGUCUGCACUCUGGCAGAGCAGGAAAGCACUUCCAACCAUAUUCUGGUACGAGGUUUCAAGGUAGCUCCUUUGUGACAUCCUCCUUCAUUUGCCAGGAUAUACUUGGCGGCAGUCUUCUUCAUCAACCAAAACAUGAUAUGCAUGACUGGUAUAAGAAUGUAAAGGUCGAACAUUGUUCUGAUUACAGUCCUGAACUCACCAUGCCUUUAACAAAUAAACACUCGCAACCUAGACCCCUUUUCACUUCAUACCAUACUGACAAACACUGUCCAGCUCUCCAUGAUGAAGGAACAACAACUAUAACUAGAAGCAAAAAUAAUGAAAGUAGCAACUCAUAUCUGAAUGACAUUGGAGGCUCAGAUUUUGUUUCCCGCUCUCUGUUCCACAGCACCUCAAUAGGGAGCGAAGUCUUGAAUGUUAUGGACUCGGACUAUCCUUUUCAAGGGAUAUCAAACUCUGGCUGUGCUCUCUCUCUUCUGUCAUCUCAAUCACAGGACUCGUCAAAUUAUUCAUCUGUAGUUCCUCCUAGUGCUCACCACCUUAUUACACCUCGCAGUUACAACCAUUACAACAUGACACAGACAUCUGAAUGUUUCCCAGGAGCUAGCCCAAAGGGUUCAACAAGUACAGUGUCCACUAUUUAUAAUUUAUCUGAAGUAAUUUCUGCAGAGGGUCAAUUGGAACACGUACUAAGAAACAAUUGUGGAAGUCUUCAAGGAUCAGAUUAUGUGAACACCAAGAAUCUACUUUCUUGUGAAGAUGGUACCACUAUUGAUUUGCUUCAGUUGUCGUCGCAGCUUCAUCAAGUGGAGCAUCAAAGACAUUCCAUGAAAUGAAGUAGGAUGGCGACACUUUUUCCAGCCUCGGAAUCACUUGAGCAGGUAUAUCAAUGAUAGUAAUACAACAUCAAACGUUUCAGAAAAUUCUCUCUGGUUCCGGGGCUUCGGAGUUUGCUCAUGUGUGAGAUAAAUUAAAAAUAGAUUUACCACCUGUUGCCAGUAGUUGCAUUAUAUGGGCAUGCCACAAACCUCUAUUUAACACCUUGAAGGUCUGGAUGAAAAGGACUUGUUUAGGCUCAGCGAUGAAGUUUCAGGGCUAAUUUUUUCUUGUGAACGUUUAUAUCCUGCUAUUUGUAUUGGACAUCCCAUAUAUAGGCACAUGUUCUUUGUGGCAAGAAGACUUGGUCAUAAGAGUUCAACUACUAUGCAGCUAGGAUUUAAUUUUUAUUGCAAAUUUUUCUUGAUUUA